AAGUUGAGACAUUCUCUGUUGUUCAUGGUCUUUACAAUGGCUGGGUGAGAGCUAGUUUUUACUUGUAGAUAACUAAUCAAUGCUACCAAAAAUAAUAAAAAACAAAUAUUGUUUAACAUCUGUCCUGGAAAUGAGAUUUCUUCUGGUCAUCACUUGUCAGCACACUGCAGACAAUUAAUGUCUUGCUAUUAUGCAGGAGUGUCAAUCACCACCUGUAUGAAAAACAUCAUUAAAAACUACAUUUAAUAAAAUUGAAUUAAUAUUAAUAACAGAGUUAAUCAAAUAAACAAUUUAAUAAAAAAGUUAUGCUAAAAAAUAACAUAAAAUGUUUUUGUUAGGAACAGGAGAACCAUUAUGUUGGAUGGCAGCAAUGAAUCUGCGAAGGAAAAAAGUAAAACCAAAAGAGGAGGCAGCAUAUUUUACAUCUGUUUGUAAAGACAAAGACGGGUUUGAUGUAAAAUAUAUAAAUUCAGAAAAAGGCCGUGGGGUAUUCAGCUGUGUCCAUUUUGAUAAGGGAGAUUUCUUAUUUGAAUACAGAGGGGACCUGAUAAGCAAACAUGAAUCUGAAAACAGACAGAAAUUAUAUCAUGAUGCACUGAAAGUAUUCAUGUUUGAAUUCCGCUACAAUGGAAAGCUCUUUUGUGUUGAUGCUUCUCUGGAUGAUGGCUCUCUGGGGAGACUUGUAAAUGAUGAUCAUCUUAACCCAAACAGCAAAAUGAGAACAAUCACAACAGGGGGGAAACCCCAUCUGUGUUUAUUUGCAACAAGAAGCAUAAAUCCUGGAGAAGAGAUUACAUACAAUUACGGUGACUCUGAGUGGCCAUGGAGAUGCAAGAUAGUCAAUGAAAGAGACCAACUGCAUCCCCAAGAGCAGACGUCCAACACAAAAUCUGAGGCUGUUCCUGCACAAGAAGCUUCUAACAGUGUCAUAGUGCCUGCCCUGCCUCCUGUUAUAGAGAUGGAACCGAACAUUACUGAGCGAACAAAUCUGGUCACAACCAGCCCAAUCCUGGCCAAGAAGGACCAGCAACAGUCUCAGCCGCAAAAUUUACAGGCUCUAAGUAAAGGAGAAGAGAUAGUCAAUGAAAGAGACCAACUGCAUCCCCAAGAGCAGACGUCCAACACAAAAUCUGAGGCUGUUCCUGCACAAGAAGCUUCUAACAGUGUCAUAGUGCCUGCCCUGCCUCCUGUUAUAGAGAUGGAACCGAACAUUACUGAGCGAACAAAUCUGGUCACAACCAGCCCAAUCCUGGCCAAGAAGGACCAGCAACAGUCUCAGCCGCAAAAUUUACAGGCUCUAAGUAAAGGAGAAGAGAUAGUCAAUGAAAGAGACCAACUGCAUCCCCAAGAGCAGACAUCCAACACAAUAUCUGAGGACUGUCAACAUAAGAUAGUCAUUGCAACUGUUUCAAGCAUGAACAAAUGUGUCGCAUGUGAUGGACCUUUUGCAUCACUCAAAUGGAUUGGUCUAAAGUGUAAAGUCUGCUCUUGUUUCUGGCACAAAACCUGCUUUACAAAAAUGGAAAAGAAUGUCCAAGUCUCAGUGUCAUGGGUAUGUAUAUUCCGUGUUUUUUAAGAGUUGCCAUUUAUUGCCAAGUGUUACAUAGUAAUGUUCUAUUUUCUGGUAUCAGGGAGAAAGGGAUUCAAGUUCAGAUGAGGAUAAAUCAGAUGAAGAGUAUGUGCCAGAGACAGACAACUCAGACAGUGAAUCAGACAGUGCAGUGGAGUCUCCAAUAGAAUGGCCAAACAAAAUCCAAGUCAAUAAGCAAAAUGUGAAAGCUGUCCACUCCAACUUCACCAAAUCUGGCAGUUUGAAGUUAGACCAAAAAAAUAAAUGCAGUGGAAAACAGAGUGAAAAGUCGAUGGAAAGUGUUUCUCUAGACAAAGAAGCUGAUUUAUUUUGCUAUGAGGAGCAGGUUUCAGGUGUAGAAUCGCAUGGUGAAUCAGACAGUUCUACAGAAUUAGAAGAUACACUUUCAAAUAAAGAUCAGAUUGAGCUUCUUUCUAAUUGCAAACUGUCCUCAGAAGCUGCAGCUUCAGGCAGGAGACCAAACAGCUUGGGUUUAAGGUUAAUAACUACAACAGAACCAGUGGACACUCACAAGAGUGAGUGUGAAGAUUUUCCAGAUGCAUCACUGACAGGACAAGGGGGUUCAACAGCUGUUGCUGAUUGUCUUCAGUCAUCUGAAAUUUCUUGUUCUGAAAACAAGAAGAACUACUGUUACAUUUGUGGAAAACCACAGUCAAAAAUUGCUCGUCACUUGAAGACCCACAUGGCAGAAGUUGAAGUUGCAAAGGCUUUGUCAUUUCCAAAGCAUUCAAAAGAACGUAAAACAUUACUGGAAAAAAUUAGGAACAAGGGAAACUAUCAGCAUAAUUCAAAUGUUUUACAGAAAGGAAGUGGCUCGCUCAAAGUAAAAAGAAGACCAAACAGAGCCUGUGACUCGAAACAAUUUGUGCACUGCAUGCAUUGCAAAGGGAUGUUUGUGCGCAAAGACCUAUGGAGGCAUGUAAAACGAUGUUCUUCAAAGCCUGGAACUGUAAACGCAGAGAAAGGAAGAACCAGGGUUCUGGGUCUGGCUACUCUGGCAGAGUCUACAGUUUCACAACAAAUAUCCCAAGGGGUUUGGAAGCUUUUAAGUGCAAUGAAGCAAGAUGUGAUUGCAUCUGUUGUGCGCAAUGACUUUUGCAUUCUGCAGCUAGCACAGUCUUUCUUCAACAAACAUGGGAAUGACCCAACCAAAUUUGAGUACAUUAGGCAGAAACUCCGUGAAAUUGGAAGGUUUUUGCUGACUUUGCGCAGCGAGUCUUCUGUCUACAGCCUAGAAGAGGCUGUAAAACCUGCCAAUUUUUCAAAAGUUAUUGAAGCAGUUAAGAAGGUGUCAGGCUAUGAUGAAGAAAUGAACUGCUACCAAACACCAAGUCUAGCUCUGAAACUGGGGCACACAUUGCAGAAGGUCUGUGAGAUCAUUCACUGUAGGGCCCUUAUGGCAGAAGAUGAAGAGUUGAUCAAGUCAACGGAGACAUUUAAAAAACUUUAUACCACUAAAUGGUCAGAGCUUGUUUCACACAGGGCUUUAGGGACACUGAGUGAAGCAAGAUUCAACAAGCCAUCAACACUGCCUUUCACCCAAGAUGUUCAGCUUCUUCAUAAACAUCUGGAGACAGCUGCAGAUGCAGCAUCUGAAAAUCUGAGGAAGACACCCUCACCGCAAAGCUAUGCUGAGCUUGCCAAAUCUACACUUGCAAGGAUCAUUGUUUUUAACCGGAGACGUGCUGGAGAGGUCUCAAAAAUGCAUCUUAAAUGCUUUCAAGACAGGGAUAAGACUCUUCUGCAUGAAGAUGUUGCAUUUGGCCUUUCCAAUUUCGAAAAGAAACUUUGCAGUCAUUUCUGCAGAGUUGAGAUCAAAGGUAAAAGAGGCAGAAAGGUCGCUGUCCUUCUCACACCAAGCAUGGUUGAUGCUCUGACACUUUUGGUCAGCUCAAGACUACAAUGUGGAAUUCCAGAUGCAAACAACUUCUUGUUCGCCAGACCCAGCUGUCAAAGUUAUUACAGAGGCCAGGACUGUCUGAGGAUUUAUGCAGUUCAGUGUGGUGCACAAAAUCCGGAACAUCUCCGAUCAACACACUUGCGGAAACAUGUGGCUACUCUCUCACAAGUCCUCAAUCUGAAAAACAAUGAAUUGGAUCAAGUUGCAGACUUCUUGGGACAUGACAUUCGUGUACACCGGGAGUACUAUAGACUCCCCGAAGCAACAACUCAGCUGGCUAAGAUAUCAAAACUCCUGCUGGCUAUGGAAAAAGGAUGUCUUCCCGAUCUGCAGGGCAAAUCACUUGAUGACAUUGAGAUUGAAGGUAUGCAUUUACAAGUGCAUUUUGGCAGUACCUUAAGGUGGGGCACAUUUAAAUGUUUUCUAGUAAGCUUGGUAGUAGAGAAUGGCAGUGGGACCAAACCUUUCUUUCCUAUAAAUAACACUUUCAAUCAAAAGAAAAAAUCAAAAAUUAGUUUGAAUAAAACUGUUCCAUUUGUUAGACUUAAAUACAAUUUGGGAAUGCAGUGUUUUGAUCUAGCGGCAUAACAUUUAGCUUUGUUUGUUACAAAUGAUGUCCUUUUAAAAGGCUAAAGUUUUUUACCUAUUCAAUUAAACUUGCUUUUAUUUCUAAGAUGAGAUUAACCCAACUGAUGACAGCGAUGGCAGUGAACCUGAUAAUGAUGCUGCAGAUGAUGCCAUGAGUGCCCCAAGACAGACUGAGACACAGAAGACCCAGCCAGAUGCAAGCAGCAUUGCUGAGAUACAGAAGACCCAGACGGAUUCAAACAGUGCUGCUGGAGGGUCUAAUGCAAGUGCUAAAAACCCCAGGAAGAGGACAAGAACGCUGUGGUCAAAGCAAGAGGUGAUGGCUGUGAUGAAGCAUUUCAAGCCUCACAUAACCAAGGGAAAUCUGGCAACCAUGGCAGAAUGUCAGCAGUGCAAGGAUGCUGAAGACCCUGUGCUUGCCGGUCGAACAGCACAAAAUAUAAGAGAUUUCGUUAGAAAUCGAGGAAUCACCAAUAAAAGAAAAAUGCAGUCAAGCUAAAUAUAUUUUGUU
Messenger RNA from Astyanax mexicanus (Mexican tetra), 4590 nucleotides. Its product is annotated as histone-lysine N-methyltransferase SETD5. The transcript has 15 exons. The record is from RefSeq and is a predicted model, not a curated record. Bases 326 to 1576 code for a protein of 416 amino acids. Gene Ontology annotation, biological process: DNA integration; DNA recombination. Gene Ontology annotation, molecular function: DNA binding; protein binding. Lineage: Eukaryota; Metazoa; Chordata; Actinopteri; Characiformes; Acestrorhamphidae.